AUAUGGCGACUGUCAAGUUGUGGUCCAUCCUGAAAGUCUUCCUUGCACAAUGUUUAGCUUUCACAACUCUCUCCAUGCAUGUUCAUGAGUUUGAAAUGAAACAGCAGGAUUUUACAAACCUCCUUGAGCCACAGAUUGCCAUCAGAAGCAGACGAGACCUAGCAGAUCAGAGAUGCCAGUCACAGGAGAAGAACUUCUUGAAGGAUGUCAACUCGGGAAAUGUGAAACUCGAGCAGAAGCAUGCUUUUCAAAAUGAGUCAUACUACAGCAUGGCUCUGGCCUGGUGCGGAAAUAAUGGGGAUCUGAUAGUUGUGAUUACACAGGAGAGCUUUGGGACUGUGAUGCCAUCUAAAGUUUACAAAAGCACAGACUUUGGAGCUCAUUUUACGCCAGUGAAACUAAACAAACAACCAAAAAUUUACAAACAUAAUGGUGUCCAUAGAAACCCUCACAAUACAAAGAAGAUCUACCUAGUAGAUGCGGGUGAUCCAACUGGGUCACACCUUUUCAUCACAGAAGAUGGAGGUAACAGUUUUUAUGAGUCACCUCUUCCUUUCCAACUGACGGGGGAAAUCUUGUUCCAUCCAAACAAGGCACAUGAAGAUUAUCUACUAGCCUCGUCAGCUCUUCUGUCAACGAAGAUUAAAAGUGGUAAUAAGAAUUUGAUGACAUUGUACGCCAGUUUUGAUAAUGGUAGAACUUGGAGAAUGGUAGACACUUAUGUACAGACCUAUAAAUGGGGAAGUUUAGAUGAUGACCCCAGAACAAUCUAUGCAACAGUUGAUCCUCAAAAGACUCAUCCAUUCUUAGCUACAUUUGUUGCUAUACGGUAUAUUCUACACCGGUACCCUGAUGGGACGGCAAGCAGUAAAACUAAAAUCCUAGAGAAUGUCUUUUCAUUUGGACAUCAGGAAAAAUUUCUCUAUGCCUCAAUCUAUUCACCACAAGUAAGAGGGAACCGAUUGAUAAAAAUAUCAACCAAUCAAGGCAAAACUUGGCAUACAGCUCAGCUUCCAACCAUUACAGGAGACAGGUUUUUCUCUGUGCUGGACAUGAAUGAAAAGCUGGUGUUUAUGCAUGUGGACAACCCAGGAGAUACAGGACACGGGACACUAUAUACAUCAGGAGCCCUGGGUGUUGUUUACUCCGAGUCCCUGCCUAAACAUCUGUACCCUAACUAUGGAGAUGUAACUGACUUCUAUCGUGUGGAAUCUAUGCGGGGGGUUUACAUCACCAGUCAGAUUAACGAGGAUAACAGUAUACACAGCAUGAUCAGUUAUAACCGCGGGGCCACAUGGCAAAAACUGCCCCGGCCAAACAAUGCCCCAUGUAAGGAUGAAAAAAAGCCAUGCCACCUACAGAUACACGGGACGUACAGCAUUCAGAGGGGGGUAAUUGCUAGUCCCCCACUAAGCACAAAGGCAGCUCCAGGAAUAGUUCUUGUUCACGGUCAUGUAGCAGAUGCCCUACAAACAACACACCCUGAUGUGUACGUAACCAGUGAUGGAGGUUACACCUGGGCCAAGGCAUUGGAUGGUCCCCAUCAAUAUCAGAUAGCUGACAGUGGGGGGUUACUGGUGGCCGUCUCGGUUGACAGUCCACAACCAACGACAAUCAAGUUCUCAGUGGACGAGGGCCAGUGCUGGCAUGAAUAUAAAUUUGUACAAAAUAAAGAUGAGGAGAUCGUAAUGACGGGACUCCUGACUGAGCCAGGGAACCAGGCAUUAUCUGUGGGGGUGUGGGGGUACCACCCAAAGAAUAAGACAUGGACAGCAUUUAUCAUUGACUUCUCCAAGGUCAUCAAAACUCAGUGCGGAUCAGAUGACUAUGAAAAAUGGAUCCCACACGUUAAACUGAGAGCGAAUGAGGAAGCUGGUGUAAAAGGCUGUCUGCUUGGGAUGAGGGAAGAAUUCAAAAGGAUAAGAAAGGACAGUUGGUGCCACAAUGGGUAUAAUUAUACAAUAGAGAAGAAGGCAACAAAGUGUGUGUGUACUCGUGAGGAUUAUGAAUGUGAUUAUGGAUACCUCAGGGAUACAGGCUCAGACAUCUGUAAAAAGGACCAAUUAUUUGUAAAACCGGAGAUUGACAUUUGUCUGAGGGGCCAUGAAGAAAAAAUUAUCACUGAGGGGUACAGGAAAAUCCCCGGAGACGUAUGUGUGGGAGGAUUUUUGCCAUCCGGGCGACAGAUAGAUUUGUCUGUCCAAUGCUCGGAGAAUUCAAAAGAACUGGUACUGGAGGAAAUAACCUAUAAGAAGCAGACUGGAGGUCACAAUAGCAGUGUGAUAGCGGUGGUGGUGAUCAUGGUAGUGUUGUUGUUGGUCAUCAUGAGUGUGUUCUUAGUCCAUAAAUACAUAAUACUCAGGCGACAUCGUGUGGUGUACAGAUAUUCUCUGCUGAAUCAGAACGAUGCUGAACAGUAUGAUAACGAGUUUGAGACAGCAAUAUCUACCACAUCUGCCACGGUCUACCACGACUCGGAUGAUGAUGAGGAGCUGAAUUCACCUGCUGUCAAAAAAGAUAAAAAUAUGUAUGGAAGUACCGCAGGCAGCCGGACCAGUUCAAAUCAUACACGAGUUAAAUCGUAUCAUGAUGAUUCAGAUGUAGAUAUGUUGGAAUGAAUGCAAUGAAAAGUUGAUUCCACUCAGACAUUCCUUUUCUACAACAACUGCUGUUUUUUUUUUCUUGAUGUGUUUUUUUAACAAGUGUAUUUCACAUGUGAUAUGGCAGAUCCUGUAAAAGUUUGAAGGAUUAGAAAAAGAAUUGUUUUAAAGUUUUUUUUUAUCUAAUUAUUCAAAACUAAUAAUAGCUGCCAUUGUGAGAAAAGGGAGGACUCAACCGAAAGAAAAAUAUUUCUCAUCUUCAAAUAAUACUGUCAUGAUGCAGCUAUAGGUCAAGGACUCGUAACUGAAAGGAUGAAAUCUCCUAAAAAAAAGACUGACUUGUUUUUCCCUAAGUGUUCAGAGAAGCGUUUUCUGUCCCAGCACUUUACAUCAUACCUAUUUGUUCUCAAUCCUGCUCAAGAAUCACCCUGGAUUAAGAUGACUUCCAAUAACCAUUAUUAAAAUCAGAGUUUUGUUGUGUACAUCUCAGACAAGCACGUCUGUAAUGUUAAUGCUUACAGUGCAGUGAACAAGAAUGGAUUGUUAUACAGUACAUGUAGAGGAAUGUCUGUAUAUCUUGUUAAGAAUUGGUGUGAUGAAAUUUUUGUUAUUCCUUUAUUUUCAUCAGGUUUUGUGGGUGUAUAAAGUUAUUCUUUAUUUAUAGUUUAGGUGUUUGUAGAUUAUUUAUAGAUAAUUCUAAUAUUUACAUGUGAUAUGGUUUCUAACUGGUUGUUUUGUGUAUUUCUUUUAAUUUUCUUAUUUUGGGGGUUAGAGAGAAAGAAUCCGAGUUGGACUAUUUCAUACUGUUAAGAUCAUUAUAACUAGCAAAUUCCUUGAAUGUAAAUUUUGGGGACAUGGAUUAGUGUUGAAGAAAUUAUCUUCAGAUUUUUUCAGGCAGAAGUAUUUCUGUACUUUUAAUUGUAGAUAAAUAUGUAUAUUACUACAAAUUGUUAGGAACCAAUUAGUUUACAGAAAGGAACUGCAGUUUGGGGUCUGUUUUCUUUUUUCAGUAUUUGAACUUGAGCAAUAACUAUGUCCCAUUCAUGUAAUGAGUUGAUAUUGAUUCCGUGUAUUUAAUACAGAACCUGACACAAAGAUGGUUACAGUACAUGUAUGAUUGAAGUGAGUGUUAUACAUACUUUCCUUUGGAUCUCAUUCUUGACACAUCUAGCUUUGAUUUUUUAACAUUUCUGACUGUGACCUAUAUUAAUGUUCUUGUUAAGUAAAAAUCUCUGUUGACCUGAUGAACAUCCAGGUUCUAACAAUCAUAUUAGGAACUUCUUAGUAUGUUUGUUCUUUGUACAUGUUUGUAAGCAACUCUAUAUAUAUAUUUACUGAGCUUUUUAACUCAUGUUUGGACAGCUUCUACAUGUAUAUCUGAGCCUCAUUCAUGUUUGGAAGACCCCUACAUAGUAUGACAUAAAUUUUUGCUACUUAUUAGUAAGAUUAACAAGAGAUGGUCUUAAUCUAGUACUAAGAUUAAUAGCUGUAGAGAUAAACUUGUUUGUUUGUUUGCACAGUGCUGUUGAGAUCUGUUGAUUGACAGAUUAAAAUGUUCACACAGUAGAAGAUUAGAGGGGGAGCAGCUUAGUGGGGGAAAUUAUACGAUGCAUAAUUUAUUUGAAAAAAAAUGAAUUCAAAGUAAAAUAUCUUUCUAGAUAGUGUGUGUGUGUAUGAAAUAGCAAUGAGUAUGGUAUAUAUGUUAUGCACAUUUGAUAAUAUUUAUAAAUGAUUUAGAAGCAUUUAUAUUUCCUGAGUUUUGAAAGUUUUAUCACAAUCAACAAUAUAAUUUUUUAAAAAAAUCUGACUCAGUGACUGAUCAUUCCAUACAUUUUGUUUACAAUAAUUUUUUAAUGUACUUUUAGCUUUACUGUGGCACCAAAUUAGAUUUUCACAGAGAGAAUGUUUGGGUAAAAAGAAUCGUGUUUUGAAUGGGAAAAAAUGGGUUAUAAUUUUGUUUUUUGGUGUGUUUUUUCCCCUCUUUUUUGAAGAUUGUGUAUUUGAAGUAAUGGUGUUUUGGAGUGAUAGUUGUAUGUAAUUUCUAUAUUGAUAUUAAGAUGUGUAUUAGUUUGUAAAGUAUCACUCUACAGAAAUCCAGGCUGUGGGUCUUGGUUCAGUUUAACAUUAAGAGACAGGAUAGCCAACUGUCUACUGUUAGAUUUCUAUGCUAACCGAGAUUCCUUGUUUCAAAUGAUCAAGGUUUGCUUGUUAUCUUUUCAAUAAUAAAUAUUUAUUACUGCAAA
Molecule: messenger RNA, 4843 nt
Organism: Saccostrea echinata
Lineage: Eukaryota; Metazoa; Mollusca; Bivalvia; Ostreida; Ostreidae
Product: sortilin-like
Exons: 23
Coding region: 3-2618 (871 amino acids)
Biological process (GO): endocytosis; Golgi to endosome transport; vesicle organization
Cellular component (GO): membrane; Golgi apparatus
Molecular function (GO): protein binding
Source: RefSeq, a predicted model, not a curated record